This is a messenger RNA of Hirsutella rhossiliensis, 711 nucleotides long. RefSeq names its product DDE superfamily endonuclease domain-containing protein. The record is from RefSeq and is a predicted model, not a curated record. Gene Ontology annotation, molecular function: nucleic acid binding. Bases 1 to 711 code for a protein of 236 amino acids. The transcript has 2 exons. NCBI's taxonomy places the organism in Eukaryota, Fungi, Ascomycota, Sordariomycetes, Hypocreales, Ophiocordycipitaceae.
AUGGCCACAUGCUUUUUGAACAACGUUUAUUGCUGUUACCUUCCUGCCCACUGCUCUCAUGGCCUCCAGCCGUUAGAUAACGGUGUAUUCAAUGCCUCCAAGGCAGCUUACCGGAAAGAACUUCAGAAAUUGACCUGUUUGACCGAUUCUGCGCCUGUUCAUAAGGUCAAUUUUAUACGGGCAUAUGCUAAAGCGCGCGAGGUUGGAAUGACGGCAAAGAAUAUAUUGUCCGGCUGGAGGGUCACUGGGAAUUGGCCGAUCUCACGAUCCAAGGCAUUGCGGCAUCCAGAAAUUCACGCGGACAUUGUAGAGACGUCUCCAAAAAACAGCCGCCAGAUUCGCGAUUUCGGAAAGAACAAGACUCCUGGCACCCGGAGACGAUACGCCGUGAUAGCUAGAGGCUUUGAAGCCCAAGAACAGACGCUUGCCGAGCACAGCAACAGAAUCGCGAAGCUAGAGGAAGAAGUGGCCCGGCUGCAGAGAGGCAAGAAGAGGAGAGCAAUUCCGAACCCGAACAGACGGUUCAUGACUCUCAGUGAAGCUUUGGUGGCUGAGGAAGCCAUUCCCCAAAUUAAAAGCCAAGAGAUAGCCGUUGUGCUGAAUUCUGACACAGAGGAGGAGGCGGUCUCAGAGGUGGAGACAGCUUCAGUGAUUGAAGUCAAGGUGGCACCGAAGCCCUUCCAGUCACCACCAGAUCCGGGCGAAUGGUAA